CGAAAUCCAAACACGUGGCGCCGUGAGUUUUGGGUCCCACCCCAUCUGCCUCGUGUUUGGCCCCUCGCGUCUCGCGGCCACCACCGCCACUGCCGCCUCCUCCUCCUUCUUCUUCGCUCUCGGCUCCCCUCACACGUGAGCCAGGGCCGAAGAUGAGCAGCCAGAUCACCUGCCUCGCCUGGGUGAGGCGAGGGGUCGCCAAAGAAACGCCGGACAAGGUGGAGCUUAACCCCAACGAACUCAAAAGUCUCAUUGAAGAUGCACGCGAGAAAGCCAAGAGUGAGGGCCUGGACGUGGACGACAUCGAAGAGGAUGCAGCAGCAGCAGAGGAGGAGGAGGAGGAGACGCAGGACGUGAGCCAGGCGGCAGCAGAUGGCGCCCGAGCAGCUGCACGGGCGCAGAGAGAGACUGAUGAACUCGCCGAGUAUCGGCUGGACGAGUACGACAACGACGAAGGCAUGGGCGGCGUGAUGGAUAGCCUGGCGGGCCUCGCUGUGUAUGCCAACAAUGACGAUGACCCAUACAUCACCCUCAAAGACACGGAGGAAGAUGAGCAGGAGGACUUCAUCAUCAAACCAUCGGACAACCUGAUCGUGACGGGCAGGACUGCCGAAGACUGCUGCAGCCUGGAGAUUUACGUUUACAAUGAAGCGGAAGACUCCCAGUAUGUGCAUCACGACAUGAUCCUGCCGGCGUACCCGCUCUGCGCCGAGUGGCUCAACUUUGACCCGAGCCCAGACAGUCGCGUCGGAAAUUUCUUGGCGGUCGGGAGCAUGAAGCCUACCAUCGACGUGUGGGACCUGGAUCUCGUCGACGGACUCGAGCCCGUGUUCAGGCUCGGUCGCAAGAAGCCCUCCAAGAAGAAGAAGAAGACAAAAGGCAAAAAGAAGGCCGCUUCGGAUGGAGAUUCCGAAACGACAUCGGAGGGACACACAGACGCCGUGCUCGACCUUUCCUGGAACCACAACGCAAGGAACGUGCUGGCGAGUGCCUCCGCCGACCACACGGUCAUCCUGUGGGACCUGGUGCAGGGCAAGGUGGCGACAACAUUGGAGCAGCACACGGACAAGGCGCAGACCGUGGAGUGGCAUCCUUUUGAAGCACAGACGCUCAUCUCUGGCUCCUACGACAAGUCCGUGGUGCUGUACGAUUGCCGCAGCCCGUCGGACAGCCACCGCAUGUGGCGCUUCAGCGGGGAGGUGGAGAGGGUCACUUGGAACCACUUCUCCCCGUUCCACUUCCUGGCCAGCACAGACGACGGCUUCGUGUACUGCCUGGACGCGCGAUCGGACAAGCCAGUCUUCACCCUGCAGGCGCACGAGGAGGCAGUUACGGGCCUGGUGCUGAGCUCGCAGGUGAAGGGCUGCCUGGUGACCUCCUCUGCCGACAAGCACGUCAAGGUGUGGGACAUCCUGGCCAACAAGCCCAGCCUGGUGCACUCCCGUGACAUGAAAAUGGGCAUCAUCUACUGUGCCAGCUGCAGCCCCGACAGCCCCUUCACAUUCGCGUUCGGAGGGCAGAAGGACGGCCUGCGUGUGUGGGACAUCACGAACGUGAAAUCAGUGCAAACGGCGUUCGGUUCCCGGGAGAGGCUGUUGGUGUCCCAGCCAGAUGUGGAUGCCUCUCCUUCAACAUCCUCGGACUCUGCACCCAUGGAGAGCUGAGGCUGGGACCCAAGGGACGAGCGGAUUCUUAUUCUGAGCGCGACAAGAUUUAUUGUUUGUGUUAUUUUGUUUUGCCUUGCACCACCCCACGCUAUGAAUUUAAAUCUCCUGAGUGGUGCUUGUGGACAAGUGCUCAGCGAGGCCCCCUCUGUGCACGGGUGUAGGAAAGAGCUGCAGUUUAUCUUUGAAGUUUCAGACCGUUGAACAUUGAUAGAGCCAAAGUACUUUGAGGACCAACUGGGAGCUUUAAUUUUACAGCCUCAUAUAAAAGUACAAAAAAUAUAUAUUCGUCUUUCCAGAGCCCUGCUGAAUGUUGACUUUUAAUUUGAAACAUGUUUGAGAUAGUUUACUGCUGAAAUGAGCAUGGGGGGAGCACCAUCUCUCUACAUUUCCAUAAGACUGGUUGAAGUGUUUAAAUUUGCACCUUUGUAAUGCCCAUUUUCCCGACCAAUAGCCUUGCAGUCCCUACCCUUGAAAAAAAGAGCUUGUUAAAAUUAUUUAAAUGUAAUGUCCAUGUUUUUCACAUAUGGAGCUAUUCACAAGGAGAUGCUCCUCAUACAAUAAUUGAGGGGUGUCAUGGAACGCGUAUUAAACCACUCGAAAGCUGUUUUUUUUCUUUAUUAAGAGUAGGUGCAUUGAAUGGCUCAAACGGCUAUAUGUGGGGAUAUUACAAUAAAAUAAACUAUCAAAAAGGA
Molecule: messenger RNA, 2359 nt
Organism: Lethenteron reissneri (Far Eastern brook lamprey)
Lineage: Eukaryota; Metazoa; Chordata; Hyperoartia; Petromyzontiformes; Petromyzontidae
Gene: PWP1
Product: PWP1 homolog, endonuclein
Biological process (GO): rRNA processing
Cellular component (GO): nucleus
Molecular function (GO): protein binding
Source: RefSeq, a predicted model, not a curated record